CGACCCGACGUGAGGAGAAGGCCGCGGCACCGAGGCGGUGAUUGGUCGGCGCUGCCGCCCGUCAAGUGCGCGACGAGUGCCGAUUGGACGGGUAGGCAGACCGCGUCCCCGCCCCUCGACGCCGACGCCGCCCCCCCCCUCCUCCUCCCCGAGGGGUCCUCGGCCCUCAGUCGACGGGCAGACGGCGGCGGGAGAAGAGGCGGCGGACGGAACGGAUAGUAACCGAGCGGCGGGGCCCGAGGGUGGCAGGGAGUGCCCACCACCACCACCAGUGCCCCCACCUCGCGUCGCAGGGCGAUGGACGGCGACCUUGAUCCCGCCCCGGGGGUGGCCGAGCAGGGAGACGACGGGCAGGUGGAGGCGCCGAGGGCGGAGGAGGAGGCCGAACCACAGGACGUGAAGGAGGAGGAGGAAGAGGAGGGCUCGUCGUCCCAGAUCGAGGAGGAGGAUGAGGAUGAGGAGGAAGAGGAGGCCCGCGACAGGGAGGAGGAUCGGGAAUCACAGGAAGAGGCCGGAACGCCGGGGGGUGCCACUCUCCGGCAGCCCAGGCGAGCAGUCGCCCGGCGGGGUGGGCGGGCGCGGGGCCGGGCCCACCCUGAGGGCCGGGCCCACCCCUGCCCGCUGUGCGGCCGCUCCUUCGCCCAGCCCUCCGACCUGCGCGCCCACCGGCGCACCCACACUGGCGAGCGCCCCUUCGGCUGCGGCGCCUGUGGCCGCUCCUUCGCCCAGUCCUCCACCCUGCUCAACCACCGGCGCACCCACACCGGCGAGCGGCCCUUCGGCUGUGGCGCCUGUGGCCGCUCCUUCGCCCAGUCCUCCACCCUGCACACCCACCGGCGCACCCACACUGGCGAGCGGCCCUUCAAGUGCGGCCGCUGCGACCGCGCCUUCGCUCAGUCCUCUGUCCUCCUCAACCACCAGCGCACGCACACAGCUGGCGAGGAGGGGCAGGACGGCGAGGAGGGGCGGGACGGCGAGGAGGAGGAGAAACCGGAGGAGUCACCGGCUCCGUCCCCUGCCGACGCCCCCCACCGCUGCCCCGUCUGCCAGCAGGCCUUCGCCACGCCGGCCCAGCUGCUGGUCCACCGCCGUGCCCACACUGGCGACCGGCCCUUCCUCUGCGACGUCUGCCAGGAGGCCUUCGCAGAGCCCUCCCAGCUGGCCGUCCACCGCCGCACUCACGCUGGUGAGCGCCCCUACGAGUGCCCCGUCUGCCACAAGCGCUUCGCCUACGACUCCUCGCUGGCCAUGCAUCGGCGGGCGCACGACGGCGAGCGGCCCUACCGCUGUGGUGCCUGCGGCAAGUCCUUCGCCACCUCCGCCAAGCUGCUGCACCACCGGCGCCAGGCCCACAGCUCCGAGGCGCCCGCCCGCUGCCCUGUCUGCCAGAAGAGCUUCGGCAGCCCCGCCCUGCUGUCCCGGCACCAGCGGGGGCACGGGGACAGUGGCGGAGGUGGCCCCCACCGCUGCGAGGUGUGCGGCCGCUCCUUCACCCAGCCGGUCCACCUGGCCAACCACCGGCGCACCCACGCCGGGCAGCGCCCCUUCCAGUGCCCCACCUGCGGCCGCUCCUUCGCCCAGUCCUCUGACGUGCUCAAGCACCAGCGCACCCACACCGGCGAGAAGCCCUUCCAGUGCGAGCUGUGCGACCGCUCCUUCACCCAGCUUUCCACCCUGCUCAACCACCAGCGCAUCCACCUGGGCGAGAAGCCCCACCGCUGCGAGGCGUGCGGCCGCUCCUUCACCCAGCUCUCCACUCUGCUCAACCACCAGCGCACCCACACCGGCGAGAAGCCCUUCAAGUGCGAGACUUGCGACAAGGCCUUCGCCCAGUCCUCCAGCCUGCUCAACCACCGGCGCAUCCACACCGGUGAGAAGCCCUUCCGGUGCCUGCUGUGUGCCAAGUCCUUCGCCACCUCCUCCUCCCUCUCCGUCCACCAGCGCUCGCACGUCUGAGGCAUCAGCGGGCGGGGGUGUGGAACUCCCUGUCUUUUCCACCCCCCCCCCCCCCCCCCCC
This is a messenger RNA of Pristis pectinata (smalltooth sawfish), 2017 nucleotides long. Its product is annotated as zinc finger protein OZF-like. The record is from RefSeq and is a predicted model, not a curated record. Lineage: Eukaryota; Metazoa; Chordata; Chondrichthyes; Rhinopristiformes; Pristidae. The transcript has 2 exons. Gene Ontology annotation, cellular component: nucleus. The coding region runs from base 298 to 1956 and encodes 552 amino acids.